AGGCCCGGGUGUGUGUCUGUGCUUGUGAGCGGACGAGACGGACAGAAGUCGGUGGAGAAAAAGGCUGAAGGAUUGGAAAUGGAGUCCUGUGUUGUAUGGCUGGAAUAGGCUUUGAGGGUGCGAUUGGUUUCAUGGGAAGUGUUUGGACGCUGGGUCAGAUGCUGUUCACAGUAGUCCCGGCAGUGCUUUCCUGUUUUCUGGUCCCACUGAGUUAGUUGAGACUUCUCCCCUGGAGCCCCUGUGCCGAGAAUCUGAUGUUGGGCUCGGCUACCUGGCUGAACGCAGCAGAUCAGCCCAUGAAAACUUCUAUUCCUAGCCAAAGGCAGGAGUCCAGCAAAAGGCAGCACCUAUUCUUUCAGGCUUGGACGCAAGAAAGAGGACAGGAGUUGGAGAGUGUGGAAUCUGAGAAGACAACUGAAAGGUGACAUUUAAGUUGAAGAUGGGUGGUGGAGAAAGGUUCAACAUUCCAGUUCCACAGGCUAGAAAUACCACCAAGAACCAUCAACAACUUAAAAACAGACAGAAGAGCAAAGAUCAGAACUCUCAGAUGAAGAUGACCUAUAUGAAGAAGGAAAGAGGACAUGGAUGCAACUCAUCUGCUGCAUGGCAGGCCAUGCAGAAAGGGGGAAAGAACAAUGUUCACUUCCCCAGUAAUCAAAAUUGGAGUCCUAAUUUGUCAAGUCCCAACUUGUUUUUCACACCUCAAACCAAUCAGAACUAUGCUGGAGCAAAAUUUAGUGAGCCACCCUCACCAAGUGUUCUUCCUAAGCCACCAAGCCACUGGGUACCUGUUUCUUUUAAACCUUCUGAUAAAGAAAUAAUGACAUUUCAGCUUAAAACAUUACUUAAAGUCCAGGCUUGAGAUGUAACUUUCCAUAUUUUUAGUUAUUUAAAUUUACAGGGUUUCAAAUUUGAGACAGACAUUUAUAACUCCAGGUGUACAGGUACAUGGAACUAGUUGUUUUUGUUGCAUGUAGUUGGUCAGCUGGAAGGGGGACGGGGAUAGUUUACCUCCCUCUCCCCCCCCCCCCCCCCCUCCACAC
This is a messenger RNA of Struthio camelus australis, 1043 nucleotides long. NCBI's taxonomy places the organism in Eukaryota, Metazoa, Chordata, Aves, Struthioniformes, Struthionidae. The record is from RefSeq and is a predicted model, not a curated record.